Molecule: messenger RNA, 1296 nt
Organism: Electrophorus electricus (electric eel)
Lineage: Eukaryota; Metazoa; Chordata; Actinopteri; Gymnotiformes; Gymnotidae
Gene: epyc
Product: epiphycan
Biological process (GO): articular cartilage development; bone development
Cellular component (GO): extracellular matrix
Molecular function (GO): protein binding
Source: RefSeq, a predicted model, not a curated record
CACCCCUUCUCGAAGCCACUGUGAGUGAGCUGUCACAUUGGCCAGGCCCACCAGUCCUGUGCAUGUCCGAGCUGAGGAACAGGACCAUUCGGGAAAGCAGGAGAAAGAGGUGAAUGAUGAUGGUGACUAGCAGGUUGGUUCUGGGGCUCCUGGUCCUGAAGCUCGUGCUGGCCUCCCCCCCAAGGUAUUCCCGCCAAGCAGAACUGGACAACUACGAUGCGGAGCUAGACAACUUGGACUUGGAAAACAAGGAUCUCUAUGAAUAUUAUGAUGAGCUGUCCAUUGAUGAACCAAAGAUAGAGAUUGGCACUCUGGCCCCAGAUGAGGACCAUGACCAUCUGCCCAAUGCCUCCCUGGAGGAAGAGGAAGGAGAAGAGGAAAAGGAAGUCGAAAGGACUCUUAGAAAGCCGAAUCUCAUUCCAUCAGGCUCUGGAGAUCCUGGGGUGCUAAUGGGACCUGACACUCAAGGAGGUUUGCCUACCUGUGUUCUGUGUACUUGCUUGGGCGGGUCUGUGUACUGCGAUGACACGAAGCUGGUGCAUGUGCCUCCACUGCCCAAAGAUACCACUCACUUCUACGCACGCUACAACCGGAUCAUGAAGAUCAACAAAUCCGACUUUGCUAACAUGAACAAACUGAAGAGGAUUGAUCUGACACACAACGCUAUCUCGAAAAUCGAUGAUGGCGCGCUCUUCGGCUUGCCGGCGUUGGAGGAGCUGGUGAUACGGGAAAACAGUGUGAUCCAACUACCCGCCCUGCCAGCCACCAUGACGCUUGUGGAUGUCAGUCAUAACAAACUGGGCGGCACCAGCAUCCAGAACGAAGCUUUUAAGGACAUGACCGGGCUGCUUUACCUCUACUUGACAGACAACAAUAUCGAUCAUGUCCCCGUUCCCUUGCCUGAGAGUCUGCGUUCUCUGCACCUACAGAACAACAACAUCCAGAUGAUACACGGGGACACUUUCUGCAAUCUGAACGAUGUGAACUACGUCCGUACAGCCCUGGAAGACGUUCGCCUGGACGGCAACCCUGUCAAUCUCAGCAGAAGCCCACAGGCCUACGUGUGUUUGCCGCGUAUUCCUGUCGGUGCCCUCAUUUAAGCACACACACACACACACACACACACACACAAAAACCUCUGUGAGUGUUUCCAACUUUUUUGGGGGGAGGGCGGGAGUAAACACUUGUAUAUGAAUGGAUGUCUUAUACAAGAGGUUUGCACACAUACCCCUCAUACGCGCACACACACGCACCCUCUCUCUCACACAUAUCCACACACACACACACACACGCACC